UGUGUCAGAAAAGCCCUUCUCAAUGUCAGAGCGCAAUAUAAGAACAAAGCAAAGAAGAGCAGCUUCACUCCUCACAUGUAAGUAGUACCCAUCAACACUGUCUCGCCGGAAUCAGACGUUUCUCGCCGGGAACCGCUGAGUUAGACGCAGUUUAUUGGGAAGCUGACUCAAUAUGGAUGUUGAUUUCUGGCCCUCGAGAGUUCGCGCCGCUAAGCAUCUCUCUGCUGUGCAAGCUGCCAGAUACGACUCCGAUAAUCAUUUGGUAAUUGAUGAUUCAGACGGGGAUGAGGAUGCGAGAGCUUACUUUCUAUGUCCCUUCUGCUAUGUAGACAUUGAAGUCCAUUUGCUUUGCAGCCAUCUGCAGGAUGAACACUGCUUUGACUUAAAAAAUGCAGUGUGUCCACUUUGUGCAGCAAAUCUAGGGAAAGAUGUGAUUGGGCAUUUCAUAGUACAACAUGCAAGUUCACUGAAGCGAAGGAGAAAACCUCUAAAAUCUGGUCUCUGGACUGGUAGUUCAGCUAUGAUUGGCAAGGAACUUAGCUUAUUUCUUGGAACUUCAACAAAUGGUAGAUUAAACUCAAAUGAAUCUGCACCAGAUCCACUUCUCUCACCAUUUCUUGGUAUUGUAUCCCAUUCACACCCUAAAGGAAGCCAGCAAGAUGAAUCUUCCAAUAGAAGUGCCUAUUCAGAAAGGAGUGAGAUAUCUUCACUUGAUGGAGGUGAUGAGGAGGGCUCUGAAGAGAGAAGGCAGAAAGCCGAAUUUGUUCAACAUUUGGUUGCCUCAACCAUCUUCUAGAGCUUUGUUAUCAUCUCAGGGUGUUGAAGCUUUCCACAUAUGAUGCAAAGGGCUGCAUCACUCUUCGUUCACUACCUAUCACAGACACUGGGGUUUUUAGUACUGGUGCAUGAUUUUAGGAAAGCCAAAUAGUCUCCAUGUUAGGUAUCUUCCUGGAGUGGGAGGCGAAUGGCUAAUAAGUUUGCAAUUGAAUUUGAACACAUCUUGUAUUUAAUGUCUCUACAUCAAUGUGGCUCCUUUAAAAACUAUAUUUAUCUAAUGAAUACCUAGUAUAAUACAGAACUCUUCUAUUCUUAAUGCUAAA
Molecule: messenger RNA, 1100 nt
Organism: Hevea brasiliensis (rubber tree)
Lineage: Eukaryota; Viridiplantae; Streptophyta; Magnoliopsida; Malpighiales; Euphorbiaceae
Product: protein DEHYDRATION-INDUCED 19 homolog 6
Exons: 5
Coding region: 173-796 (207 amino acids)
Source: RefSeq, a predicted model, not a curated record